Drosophila kikkawai is the source of this 768-nucleotide messenger RNA. Its product is annotated as circadian clock-controlled protein daywake-like. NCBI's taxonomy places the organism in Eukaryota, Metazoa, Arthropoda, Insecta, Diptera, Drosophilidae. The record is from RefSeq and is a predicted model, not a curated record.
AUGCUACUUGUUAUACUCUUUAUAAUGGUUUUGCCUGGCCUGAAGGGUUUACCUACACCAGCACCAUCUCAGUUACCUUCCCUUAUUAAAAAGUGUCACUUCAGCAACGAUUCCUGUCUGAUUGACAGCUUUAACAGCUUUAUCGAGGUCUUUGCCAGAGGUAUGCCUAGGCUGGGCUUCAAGUCCUUUGACAAAUUUCCCCUUCCCGAUAUUCCCGUGUACAAUUGCUCCCACGAUCGUCCCAUUUGGAUGUCCUUCAUCCUCAGGAAUCCGGUGUUUAAGGGCCUGGAAAAUGCAACGGUGUAUCGAGUCAAGGGAUUCGACCGAGAUCCCACCAAGAUGAUUAGGCUCAAGUACAGAAUACCACGGGUCGAAGUCGAGGGCUUCUUCUACUACCAAAUAAAGGUAGGGUUCUUUGAGACCAGUGGUUCUGGCCCCAUAAAGUUUGACCUUCAGAACGCCCGCUUCACCACCAUCUUCAAGGUGUACAUUGAGUUUCGAAAGGAGAAGCGCCACCUGAAGCUGUACAGCUUUGAGUCUCAGCUGGAACUGGACCGUAUGAUCUUCCUGCUGGACAAUCUCUUUGCCGACAACUCGGACCUGACGUUUGCCAUAAACAAGGUACUUAACACUCACUGGCUGGAAUUCUGGAACGAACUCGAACCAAACUUCAUACCUGCCCUCAGUAGAAUGGGCGUCAAUAGAACCCAGGAAUUCUUUGAUCACUUUUCCUAUGACGAUUUAUUCCUAAGAGAUGAUGAACAAUAA